Molecule: messenger RNA, 1894 nt
Organism: Periconia digitata
Lineage: Eukaryota; Fungi; Ascomycota; Dothideomycetes; Pleosporales; Periconiaceae
Source: the annotation of a GenBank genome assembly
CUGAUGACGCUGGCCGGACUUAACGCGUUCUAUCAUCUCCGGGGAAUUUCUAACGUGGCCCGAAUUAAUUCCGUAAUGUUACACAAACCGGACGCCGGAUCGCGAGUGCUUCCAGACUCUGGUAAGGUCACGUGGCUGACGUUUCAGAACAACAUUUGAAUGUCGACUGCAAAUAUGGAAUGUUUUGUGUAGUCAAAUCUUUUCGUCGAAGUCUUGCUUCUUCUCGAACUGGGCACUUCUGAGCACUUCAUUCAAACUCGGAUCAUACUCUUACACAUUCGCCAUGGACUCUUUCCUGAGCAAUCUGCCUCUAGAAACAAUCACUCGCGUUGCACUCAGGCUCAUAGGCAGUGCAACGCUAGUGCUUGCAAUCAUCUCAUGGCGUUACUAUUCAUUUCGCAGACGUCUUCCUCCUGGUCCUCGUGGUCUGCCACUCGUGGGCAAUCUCUUGGAGAUGCCAAAGAGUCACCCGUGGCUCACACACACCGAACUCCACAAGAAGCAUGGACCGAUUUUUAGUAUGCAAUUUGGCACCAGCACAGUCAUCUUCCUUGGCACGUAUGGGGCUGCUCGUGAUCUUCUCGAGAAGCGCAGCAAUAUCUACAGCUCACGUCCUCGCUCUGUCAUGGUCGGAGAAUGCAUAAGUCAGGGUAACCGAUCUCUGAUCUUGCCAUACGGUGAGCAAUGGCGAGGCUAUCGUCGCCUACAGGGUUCUUUUCUUAGCCCUCGAAUGUCCAACACCUAUCGAGAGCUUCAAGAUCUGGAGAGUAAGCAGCUUGUAUCCGAGUUCCUCACCCGAGACGACUUCUUCAAGCGGUACCAUCGAUAUUCGUCUAGCUUGACAUUUGCUUUGGCAUAUGGCAAGCGAAUGCCCACUGGUCAAGAAGAAGAAGUCAAAGGGGUAGAACUGAUCAUGGACAACCUGAACAACGCUUUUAUCACGAAUUGGAUCGUCGAUUCUCUUCCCUUUCUGAACCGCCUACCGAAGUUUAUGAAGCCUUGGCAGAGAAUUGCGGACUUCCUAGGCGACGAGGAACGAGACUUCUUCACCAUGAUACGCAGCGGCGCGACCCAGCGUAGAGGCUACAACUGGUGCAAAGACAUUCUUACUAUGAAAGAGCAUAAAGCACUCACCGAUACUCAACUGUCCUACGUUAUCGGCAACACGUAUGAAGCUGGAGCGGACACUACGACUAUGACUCUACAAGUGUUUACACUCGCAUGCGUGUUGCAUCAGGACAAGGUCAAGAUCCUACAAGACGAAAUCGACCGUGUCGUUGGCCGCGAUCGUCUUCCAACCUUUGAAGACACCGAAAAAAUGCCCUAUCUGCUUGCAUUUGUCAAGGAGGUUCACAGAUGGCGUCCGGUGCUACCUGGCGGAGUGCCACACGCGGUAACCGAGGAUGAUAAUUACAUGGGAUACCACAUUCCCAAAGGUUCAACCAUCGUCGGCGGCCACUGGGCCAUUUCAAUGGACGAAGAAUUGUAUCCAAAUCCGGACAAGUUUGAGCCGGAGCGUUUCCUCGAGAAUCCUGACUUGCCAUUCUCUCAAUUUGGGUUUGGUCGCCGGAAGUGUAUUGGUCAAUACAUUGGCAACAACUCCAUGAUGAUCAAUGUUUCACGUAUGCUCUGGGCCUAUAACAUUACGAAAGGCUGGGAGAUUGUGGAUGGCAAAAAGGUGGAGGCAAAUGUCGGUCGCUUUGAUUUCGUCUCUGGCUUCAACUCCCCUCCGUUACCCUUCAAGGCAGCUUUCAUUCCCCGUGAAGACAAGGUGAGAGAUAUCCUUCAGAGGGAAUUCAAGCAAGCGGAGAAAAGCACUGAGGCUAUUCUUGAGCGCAUCGAGAAAGCUCAGCAAAUCCUCAAAGAAGGCGAACCGACCACAGCUGCCGCUUGA